Messenger RNA from Salmo salar (Atlantic salmon), 1684 nucleotides. Its product is annotated as E3 ubiquitin-protein ligase RNF186. Gene Ontology annotation, molecular function: ubiquitin protein ligase activity. Gene Ontology annotation, biological process: protein ubiquitination. The record is from RefSeq and is a predicted model, not a curated record. Lineage: Eukaryota; Metazoa; Chordata; Actinopteri; Salmoniformes; Salmonidae.
UUCAUGUCUUUUCAGAAAAACAUGACAGCCUGUUGAUUUAAGAUAUGUUAUUACAUUAUAUAUGUUAACAUAGUGCCAGUGAUGAAGUCACUGAGUCUAAUUUAAUUUAUUUUAACAUCUUAAUGUCUUUUGCAGAUUCCUGACCUACGCUCCAAAGCACAGAUUUAGGAUCAGCUCAUCCUCAUCAAAUCCAAACCAGGACCUUAAUAAACCACAAGGGGAACACUGACCUCAGACCAGCGUUUAAACCCCACGUCUUCCUGCCCAGACACUGACUCUCUGUCUAGAGUUCCUCUGUGCUCCAGCCGUAUAUCCAUCCAUCCAUCCAUCCAUCCACACCCCAGCCAUCCAGCCAUGGGUCUGAUGAGUGAGGACAUGGAGUGCUGCGUCUGCCUCCAAUCCUACUCUCGUAGGGAGAAGAUCCCUCGGAUGCUCCACUGUAAGCACACAGUCUGUGGGCUGUGCUUGCAGGCGAUGUCCAGGCACCAGAGCGGCCUACUGACAGUCUGCUGCCCACUGUGCCGUUGGAUCACCUGCACCGAGCCCAGCCUCACCCUGCCGGGGUCGCUGUGGGUUAACACUGAGAUCUGGGACCAGAUACUAGACACACAACAGGAAGAGGAGGAGGAGGAAGAGGAAGAACAGUGGAAGGAAGCUAACAGACAGACACAAACCACUACACCGUACACAUGGUCUCCAUCAAGGCAUUGUGGCCUGAGGCUCAAACUACAGAAUUUCCUGAGGAGGAUGAAGCACAAUGUACUGUAAACCGAGAAGACGAAGAGCAGAGAUAAAGAACACUGGAUGUUACCAUUUCAGAGUAGGAGAUACUCAUUGAGUAAUGAAGCUAAUUCACUAAACAGGACCGACCGGGGAUUUUCAAUAAUGACGCAAGAUAGAACAAAUUAUUAAUAUUCUUAGGGUUUGAUUGACUUUGGGUAUGUGUAAUGUUCUCAGUCAACUUACCUGGUAAAAUAAGGGUUAAAUAAUAAUAAAGGAUAGAUAGAUAGAUAGAUAGAUAGAUAGAUAGAUAGAUAGAUAGAUAGAUAGAUAGAUAGAUAGAUAGAUAGAUAGAUAGAUAGAUAGAUAGAUAGAUAGAUAGAUAGAUAGAUAGAUAGAUAGAUAGAUAGAUAGAUAGAUAGAUAGAUAGAUAGAUAGAUAGAUAGAUAGAUAGAUAGAUAGAUAGAUAGAUAGAUAGAUAGAUAGAUAGAUAGAUAGAUAGAUAGAUAGAUAGAUAGAUAGAUAGAUAGAUAGAUAGAUAGAUAGAUAGAUAGAUAGAUAGAUAGAUAGAUAGAUAGAUAGAUAGAUAGAUAGAUAGAUAGAUAGAUAGAUAGAUAGAUAAAGGGGUGAAGGUUAGAGACUGUGUGCUGUGUACAAUACAAUAUACUGUGAACAAUGAUUAUAAUAGAUGUUUAAUCAUUUGAUAAAAGGUGUAUUACUUCGUGAAGGGAAGUGGAUGUUUAGUAUUUAUUAUUACAUCGUUUUAUAACAGCUUUAAUAUUGCAGAUUGAUUGUUGCUUUUAUCAAUGUAAUUGUCUGCAUCAUUUCCAAUCCCCCAUAUAAAGGAAGGUGGAUUUGUUUAUCCUCAUUUUACAUGUUUUAUUUAUCUGUUCUGUUUAAAGAGCAUGUUUUUUUAUAUUGGGAUUAUAUUUAUUGGUAAAUAAAUACAUCUACUUUAAAAUAA